Messenger RNA from Centrocercus urophasianus (Greater sage-grouse), 2727 nucleotides. RefSeq lists its product as uncharacterized. Gene Ontology annotation, biological process: negative regulation of endopeptidase activity. The record is from RefSeq and is a predicted model, not a curated record. Gene Ontology annotation, molecular function: serine-type endopeptidase inhibitor activity. NCBI's taxonomy places the organism in Eukaryota, Metazoa, Chordata, Aves, Galliformes, Phasianidae.
AUGAAACAUGCAAGCAUGAAGAAAUUUACUUCCCUGUCAUGUUUGGUUAUUUCUUUUCCAGGAAGGGGUAAAAGGAAAAUGAAACCCACCUUCUCCUUGUGUUUUCUGCUGGCUGGUUUGUAUUCUGUUGUCCAAUGUCAUCAGCAUCCUCGCUACCUCAAUAAACAGGACGAUUCUAAAGGAGCACGUUACCCAGGUAGCAGUUCUCACGGGGAAGGAGUUUUUCCAAAUAAAAACAAAACUUUUGUCAAAGUAGUUCACAGCAAUGCUGAUUUUGCAUUUUCAUUUUACAAGCUGGUUGCAUCCGAAGCAACUGAUCAAAAUAUUUUCUUUUCACCCAUAAGCAUUUCUGCUUCCCUUGCAAUGCUGGCACUGGGUGCCAAGUCAGCGACACUAACACAGAUUCUGGAAGGGCUUGCCUUUAACCUAAAAAAGACUCAGGAUCAAGAAAUACACGAAGGUUUUUGCCAGCUCCUCCGUAUGUUGAACCGUUCAGAAGAUAGUGAUCUUCAUCUAAGCCUGGGCAAUGUCCUUUUUAUAGAAGAGACACUGAAACCACUACAGAAGUUCUUGGAGGAUGUCAAAAGCUUUUACCAGUCUGAAGUCCUUUCUGCUGACUUUAACAACUCCUCUGGUGCUGAGAUCCAGAUCAACAGUUAUAUUGAAGAAAAGACAAAUAAGAAAAUUGUUAAACUAGUAGAAAAUCUUGAUCCUCUCACCGCAAUGGUUCUUGUUAACUACGUCUUCUUUAAAGCUCAUUGGCAGAAACCCUUCAGUGAUUCAUACACAAAAAAAGAAGAUUUUUUUGUGGAUAAGAAAACAUCUGUGAAAGUUGACAUGAUGUAUCGGAAAGGUUACUACAGAAAUUACUUUGAUGAAGAGCUGUCCUGUUGGCUGGUUCAGAUUCCUUACAAUGGAAAUGCUGCAGCAUUGUUUGUUUUACCUGAUGAAGGGAAGAUGAAACAGGUGGAAGAUGCUCUUUUGAAAAGAACUGUGGCAAAAUGGGAAAAGCUCCUCCAAGAUAGAAAAAUACACCUACAUAUUCCAAAACUUUCUAUUUCUGGUACCUACGAUGUGAAAAAGAUAGUCAGAGAAGUGGGUAUAAUUGAUGUAUUCACUGAACAAGCUGAUCUGUCAGGAAUUACAGAGGAUCCUGGACUGAUGGUUUCAAAAGUGAUCCACAGAGCUGUGCUAAAUGUUCAUGAGAAUGGCACUGAAGCAGCAGGAGUCACAGUGAAGGAGAUUACAUGGAGAUCUGGUGAUUUUUCUCGUCCUCCUCGAGUCAGAUUCAACAGGCCCUUUCUCCUGCUGAUUGUGGAUAAAUAUGCUCAUACCAUCCUCUUCAUUGGGAAAAUUGUAAAUCCUCUGUUGAAAAGUAUGAUGAAGGCCAUCCUCCUGCUAUACUUGCUGCUUGCCAUCCUUUACCCUGCAGUCCCCAGCAUGAGACAGACUGACCAUCACAAUGAAGAACCCAAGGUAACUCACCUCCAUGAGCAGCAUCCUCAUGAGGAAGAUUCUCUUGCUUUCUGCCAGCAUAUAAUACCCAGCAACACAGACUUUGCCUUCAGGUUUUACAGGCAAGCAACUGUCCAAGCACCUGGCAAGAAUAUUUUCUUCUCCCCAGUCAGUGUCUCUGCUGCCUUUGCCCUGCUGGCCCUCGGCUCCAGAGCCACAACCCAGGCUCAGCUGCUGGAGGGGCUGGCCUUUAAUCUCACCAACAACAGGGAGGAGGAGAUACACCAUGGCUUUCAUCAUCUCCUUCUCUUGCUGAACCGUCCUGGCAGCCAGGUGGAGCUGAGCAUGGGAAAUACCUUGUUUAUGGACAAACACCUGAAGCCACUGACAGCAUUUCUGAAGGACAUAAAAAAACUGUACAAAGCAGAAAUUAUUUCUAGUAACAUUCAGAAUUCUACUGAGGCUAAAAAAGAGAUCAAUGAUCAUAUAAAAAACAAAACCCAUGGGAAGAUAAAUCAAAUACUGAAAGACCUCAAUCCAAACUCUUUAAUGGUACUCGUUAACUAUAUUUAUUUCAAAGCCUACUGGGAAAAUCCUUUCAAUAUGAAGGGGACUCACACGGAUUAUUUCUAUGUGAAUGCAAAGACCUUGGUUGAAGUGAAGAUGAUGGUUCGAGAUAGCUUUUAUGACAUAUAUUCUGACAAGAAGAUGUCAUGCAAGGUGGUGAGGAUUCCUUACAAGGGAAAUGUUUCAGCAUUGUUCAUUCUGCCCAAUGAAGGAAAAAUGAAAUGGCUGGAGGAUGGUCUGAUGAAAGACACGCUGUCUAAAUGGGAAAAAUCACUUGAAAGACGGAGGAUGGAAGUGCAUAUUCCAAAAGUAUCCAUUUCUGGCACCUAUGACUUAAAGAAGAUAUUCAUGAAUCUGGGUGUAAUAGAUGUGUUUUCUGACCAGGCUAAUCUGUCUGGAAUCACAGGAAAGUCUGAUCUGAAGGUUUCAAGAGCUAUUCACGAGGCUCUGCUGAACAUUCACGAGAAUGGCACAGAGGCUGCAGCAGUCACUGGCACAGAGUUUGCUCCUCAUUCUGUUCCUCCUGUUAUAAAGUUCAACCGUCCAUUUUUGCUGUUGAUUGUUGAUCAAUACACUCAAAGUAUCCUCUUCAUAGGAAAAAUUGUAAACCCACUGAAAAAUGAUUGAUCAAUGGCAAGUCUUAUUGAUUUGAUUUGCAUGUAUCAUUAAUAGUCUGAUGUAAUUAAAAUUAUAUCAAAUCUUUUA